Cololabis saira (Pacific saury) is the source of this 1039-nucleotide messenger RNA. RefSeq names its product E3 SUMO-protein ligase ZBED1-like. The coding region runs from base 200 to 1039 and encodes 279 amino acids. The transcript has 3 exons. Lineage: Eukaryota; Metazoa; Chordata; Actinopteri; Beloniformes; Belonidae. The record is from RefSeq and is a predicted model, not a curated record.
GGGGGGGGGCUUAAAGAUUAGUAUUUUGGGGUUAUACAUUAAUCUGUUGUAGUCAAUUUAACAUGAUUAUUACCAAACUAAUAACGUUCUUUUUACAGAGAGAGGUGUGAAAGAUGACCGCAUUCAACGCGCAGCUGGAGUCUGCAAAAAAAUUGUGGCAGCCUUUUCAUAUUCUUGGAAAAAAAGGAGGGACCUGGCCAUGGCUCAGGAUGAACUGGGUCUUCCAAAGCACAUGCUCACUACUGAGACUCCCACCAGGUGGGGGUCACGUCAGAAGAUGAUUCAGAGAGUACUUGAGCAGGAGAGAACCAUCAGUCAGGUUCUAAGAGCUGACAAAAAAUCAAGACACUUGGUCCUCAGUUGGCAAGAUGUGGAUGUCUUGGAGGCUCUCAACAAGGUGUUGAGCCCACUCCAGAACUUCACAGAUGCCUUGUCUGGAGAGCAAUAUGUCAGCGUGUCCUACGUCAAGCCGGUAAUUCAUCUCUUCAACACAACCAUUCUUGCUGAGGAAGACGACAAUCCUCAACUGACCAAGUAUGUCAAGAGAAACAUUCUCGCCUACUUGAACGAGAAAUUCUCAGAUCCAGACACAGAUGACCUGCUCGAUAUUGCAUCAUUCCUUGAUCCACGAUUCAGAACCACCUACAUCAGGAAAGAAAAGGUGGAACAUGUCAUUUCCAGAGCAGUGGAAGAAAUCAAGGCACUAAAGGAUCAACUGCAAGACCCUCUCCCAGGGCCUUCUGGUGCAGCAGCAGCAGGGCCUGCUCCGCCUGAGGAAAAAAGAAAAAAGACUUUGUCCAGCUUUUUCAAAAAGCAGAGCACCAUCGGCAUGGGCUGCAGCAGAGACACACUCUCAGAGGAGGAAAGCAUCAAGAUGGAGCUGAGGACCUACUUGCAGACCACAGAGGUUGACAAUGAUGCAGACCCUUUGGAGUGGUGGAGAUGCCAUCAGGUGUACACGUCCUUCAAACAUCCGGAGAAUGGUGUCUGCGGCAACCUUUCACAUGGUGCCGUGUCUCCAGCAACACAUGGAUCAUGA